Molecule: messenger RNA, 1158 nt
Organism: Nicrophorus vespilloides
Lineage: Eukaryota; Metazoa; Arthropoda; Insecta; Coleoptera; Silphidae
Product: oocyte zinc finger protein XlCOF15-like
Exons: 2
Coding region: 179-1006 (275 amino acids)
Biological process (GO): regulation of transcription by RNA polymerase II
Cellular component (GO): nucleus
Molecular function (GO): RNA polymerase II cis-regulatory region sequence-specific DNA binding; DNA-binding transcription factor activity, RNA polymerase II-specific
Source: RefSeq, a predicted model, not a curated record
AGGGGUCGCUAGUCGUCCUGUGACAGCUUCGAGUUAUUUAUAUUUAUUGUAUUUUAAAAACUGUCAAAAGAAAUUAUAAACAAUUGGUCGAUUGAAGUGACGUUAAAUGAGUUUGAACUGUUAACUAAAAGUUAUUUCACGUAGGGCGCGGAUAAAUGUGUGCAAUCAAAGACAUAAAAUGUUGCCUAUUAUGAAUCACAGUAUUUUUGAUCAUCACCAAAUCAAAGCAGAGCCCCUUGCCUUUUAUCAAUCAGUGAUCCCACCAACUUUAGAUGUUAUGGCCAAUGACUACAGACCUGGCACUGAUCAUCUAAAUUUAGACUUGCACCGGGAAGAUGCAUCUACAAUUGCUAGAUGCGAUAUUAAGGAUGAGACAAUGAGUGAGAGCAACAUGAGCACAGGGGAGGGCACCAGCAAUUCCAAGAUGCAGAGCUGUAAGAUUUGCGGCAAAGUUUUAUCAUCAUCAUCAAGUUACUAUGUUCAUAUGAAAUUGCAUUCAGGGAACAAACCAUUUCAAUGCUCCCUGUGCGAGGCUGCCUUUUGCCGUAAGCCCUACCUGGAGGUUCACAUGAGAGUGCACACUGGAGAGAGGCCAUUUCAAUGCGAUCAAUGCCAAAAGAGAUUCACACAGAAAUCUAGCCUGAACACCCACAAACGUGUGCAUACUGGAGAGAGACCCUAUGCAUGCGAGGUGUGCGACAAGAGAUUUGCAGUCAAGAGCUACGUUAUAGCUCAUAGAUGGUCGCACGUCUCUGACAGACCAAUCUCCUGUGACCAGUGUCAAAUGACGUUCACUUCAAAGACUCAGUACGCCCUCCAUUUGCGAUCACACAAUUCAGAUAGACACUUUGAAUGCACCGUCUGUGGUCGCGCCUUCGCUAAAGACUCCUACCUAAUCCGGCAUCACUACAGAGCUCACUCGCAAGAUCCCUUCCACGGUUCCUUGAAUCAUCAAAGAAACUUGGCGGCUAGUGCGUCUUUUAAGUCGCAUUUACUCAAUAAAUGAGUUGAAAUGAAAAAAGUUAAAACGAAAAAGAGAAGGAAAAAUUUGGCAUUUAAUGGUACUGUAAAUAAGUAGCUCUAAAUGUGAGGUAAAAAAAAAGAAAAACAAAACAAACUUAACAUACAGAAAGGCACAAUUACAAUUUUUUUUUUUUA